GUUCAGAUCUCCCAGUGAGCUGCAGCAGCUGUCCUGCACCUCCUGAUCCUGCAACAGAGACUUACAGUCAGGGGAAGGCAGUAUGGCAAGCCCAAAGGAUCAAAAAUCCUCAGGAAAAGCGGGCAUGGCAGACUCUCGCCUGCACAUGUACUACAGAUGAUAAUAAUUAUUUGAGAUAUUUAAAUGUUUGUUUCACUACUACAAUACAUACCAAAAAAUAAAGAAAGUUUAAUUUUAACAUUUUCCUUUAGGAUUUAAUGUGGACAUUGGCAGGAGGGGAAAUUUGAUUAUUCAGCAUUCUUUUCUCUGUUUUUUUAGAUUUGGUCUCCAGACAGAUUCAUAAAACAAGAGCAUUUGGGCAAACUAUUUUUUUUUCUUUUAGAAUAACCAUCAACUGGUGAAGGAUGCGGCUCCGAAGAGCGGCAGAGGAGGAGAGGGAGCGUCCGCCUCCACCUCCCUCCCACCACUCCAACCACCAGUUCACCAGCAUGAAGAACAAGUUCUUCAAUGAGCUCACACAUCUGCCAAAUCAUAAACUCAAAAUGCCCAUGUGGGCAGUGGGUGCCAUUGUGGUGGUGGUCCUCGCUCUUGUCGGCUGUCUGGGAUUCUGCAUUUACAAGAAGUGCAUCAACAAAGGCAAAAAGCCCAAGAAGGCCAGAGAAAGGAAGGGAGGUCGAGGACGCAGGAAGAAGGAUAAAGAGGGAGAAGAAGGAGAGGAGAAAAAGGAGGGAGAAGAAGGGAAGGAGGAGGAGGAGAAGGAGUUCUUUGGAAAACUGGAGUACUCUUUGGAUUAUAACUUUACUGAUAACCAGCUCAUAGUGGGCAUCCUUCAGGCUCAAGACCUACCAGCCAUGGACAUGGGGGGCACUUCUGACCCCUACGUCAAAGUCUACAUGUUACCAGACAAGAAAAAAAAGUUUGAGACUAAAGUCCAACGCAAGAACCUCUGCCCCGUCUUCAAUGAGACGUUUACCUUCAAGAUACCCUACAGUGAGUUGGGUGGUCAGACUUUGGUGCUACAGGUCUUUGACUUUGAUCGUUUUGGAAAACAUGAUGUCAUUGGUGAAAUAAAGAUCCCCAUGAAUAGUAUUGACCUUGGACAACCAAUACAUGAAUGGAAGGAUUUGGUUGGAGGAGAAAAAGAGGAGCAAGAGAAAUUGGGUGAUAUCUGCAUUUCCCUGCGUUAUGUCCCAACGGCCGGCAAGCUAACAGUUAAUAUAAUGGAAGCCAAGAAUCUGAAGAAGAUGGAUGUGGGAGGACUGUCAGAUCCUUUUGUGAAGGUGGUGCUGCAGCACAACGGCAAGAGACUCAAGAAAAAGAAGACAUCCGUCAAACAAAAUACCCUGAAUCCUUAUUUCAAUGAGAGCUUCAGCUUUGAGAUUCCCUUCUCUCAGAUCCAGAAAGUGCAGGUUCUCAUCACAGUCUAUGACUACGAUAAGCUGGGCAGCAACGAUCCCAUCGGCAAAUGCUGGAUUGGUUACGGGGCCUCCGGCGUCGGGCUGCGCCAUUGGUCAGACAUGUUGGCCAACCCCAGGCGUCCAGUGGCCCAGUGGCACACGCUGCUGCCUGAAGAGGAGGUGGAUGCUGCUCUGAAGGCCCCCAUCCGCUGAGCACAACCUUGUUGUAAGAAGCUUCCUGUCAAAAAGCGUAGGUCUUUAAACAGAAGACAGAACUUGACUAGAAACUUAAAUAUUUUUAACAAACUGUUGGAUGUUUCCAUUGUAAUAACUUACUUUGGGAGUCUGUAUGUGAUUAUUCAAGCUGUCUGAAGGAAUUAAGAUCAUUUACAUAUUUGCUUAAACGUGUUGCCACAGAUUUCUGUUAAUUAUUAAAAAAAAUCGUUUUGAAAAUAGUAAUUAUUUCUCUUUUUUCUUUAAAACAAGUUCAAACAGAGUAAGUAAAACAAAAUGUUAUAAUUAAGGUUUUAUGUAAAUUAUUGUACUAUUUUUCUUGUUCAGUACAAUUUAUUUUUUUCUUCUUUUCUUUAACAUACCCUUUAACCUUUGAAAGGCUAAUACAUGUCUUAAAAUUACUUUCUGGAAGAAAAUUGAAAACAUCCAGAAACAAGCUUUUUGCUACUUUUUACUGCAUAUCAUGUUUGUGUUUACUUAUCAGACCAUUCAGACUGGAUUUGUUCAGUCACUUUUCUUGUGAUUGUUUAUUUGUACCAAUUGUGGUUUUGUUUCUGUCAUCAGUGUUUAAAUGUGAGAACAUCCCGUCGAGUGUUUCUGUUGUUUGGAAGAGUGGCUAUUGCUCCUAAAAUGUAAACUGGUUUGCUGUUUUAUUGUUUAUUGAAAAUAGAGCAGUAAAUAAACAUGUGACGGAUGGUU
This is a messenger RNA of Oryzias melastigma (Indian medaka), 2330 nucleotides long. It is a transcript of the gene syt5a, whose product is annotated as synaptotagmin Va. Lineage: Eukaryota; Metazoa; Chordata; Actinopteri; Beloniformes; Adrianichthyidae. The coding region runs from base 405 to 1610 and encodes 401 amino acids. Gene Ontology annotation, molecular function: calcium-dependent phospholipid binding; calcium ion binding; clathrin binding. The record is from RefSeq and is a predicted model, not a curated record. The transcript has 9 exons. Gene Ontology annotation, cellular component: axon; synaptic vesicle membrane; dense core granule. Gene Ontology annotation, biological process: cellular response to calcium ion; calcium ion-regulated exocytosis of neurotransmitter; regulation of calcium ion-dependent exocytosis.